Messenger RNA from Raphanus sativus (radish), 3276 nucleotides. RefSeq names its product probable ubiquitin-like-specific protease 2B. Gene Ontology annotation, molecular function: cysteine-type peptidase activity. Gene Ontology annotation, biological process: proteolysis. The record is from RefSeq and is a predicted model, not a curated record. Lineage: Eukaryota; Viridiplantae; Streptophyta; Magnoliopsida; Brassicales; Brassicaceae. Bases 141 to 3077 code for a protein of 978 amino acids. The transcript has 16 exons.
GCGUGGAAUCCAGACGCGCGAGCAUUCGUUGUUGACUUGUUUCAUUUUUGGUGUCUCUCCUCUCUCUCACUGGACCCUCGAUUGCGAUCGCCGAUCUCCGGCUUAGAUUGUCUGUUUCUCCCCGCGAGAUUUUCCUAGCGAUGAAGAAAAACAUUGACGUCUUCGAUUUCAACGAAGAGGACGAGCUCGCUGAGUCCGCUUCUGGAAAGCUAUUGGAAAAAACCGCAAGCCCUAGCUCGUCCGUUUCUCCGGUUCUGCAAUGCCAACGCAUCCAAAGCUUUUGCGAGGACGAACCUGCUCCGAAGGAAGAAUUAGAAGGCGCGAGUUGUGAAGAAGCUGCUGCUACUGCUGUAGUCGAUCGUCAUUGUGAAGAUGCUCCUGCUUUAGCAACAGAAGCUGAGGAUUCAACCAGAGGCCAUUUGAUCGGAACAGAUGUAGAUCAUGGAUUGAUGCUUGGUUUGAAUUCUGAAGAAGACCGUGCAAAAGAAGCAGAUGCAGAUGACGAUAGUCAGGGAUUGAUGUUUGGUUUUGAUACUGAAGACCACAUAAAAGAAGAAGAUGGAGAUCAUGGAUUGGAAAGUUUCUCUUACCAGCCAAGCGCUAAAGGUUACUACGCCGAAUCUUCAUCGUAUAGUCAACCCCACCUUAACUCACCACUUUCGGAUUCUUCAUCCAGUGAGGAGCGAACGGAUAUGAAGUCAUCUACUGACGAAAGCUUGAGUGAUCGAUCAGCAUUAAGUGAAGCUUCUGAUUCAGAAGGCGAUGAAGAUUGGAUGGCUGAACACUGCUUCGAUGACAUGGAAAAGAUCGACAGAAAAACGGCUGUUAUGAUGAUUCCAGAGUAUGUUGUGCUUAAGGAUAUGCCUUGUGCUGCCUCUCUGGUAAUCUUUUCAUGCAAUGGAAUCAAAAUAAAGUGCUACCUUGAUAAUAAUGAAGAAGGGCCAUUCUGUUGUGAAUUUGGAGUUGAAGACAUAGUUAAUAUUCAGUACAAUUGGUACCAAAAUGUUGGUCUGAUUAUUCUCAGAAUUCGAGUUCUAUUAAAGGACGAAAAAUGCCAUGAAGAUAUGCAACACACAACAGACAUUGAGGAGUUAAAGUUUGCAGUUAAAGAUCACAAUUGGCCUGAGAAGCAACAACAAAUUAACUCGCUGCAUGUGAAAUACCCGGCUGUAUGGAGUGCUGAUCUCGAUGAGGACGUGGAAGUAUCAGGGGGAAACUUGCAUCAACGGAAGCGUUAUUUUCCACGCUUUGAUGAACCCUUUGAGGAUGUUGUCUAUCCAAAGGGAGAUCCAGAUGCUGUUUCCAUUUGCAAAAGAGAUGUUGAGCUCUUGCAGCCAGAGACAUUCGUGAAUGACACAAUCAUUGACUUCUAUAUUAAUUAUUUGAAGAAUCAGAUUCAAGCGGAGGAGAGACAGAGAUUCCAUUUCUUUAACAGCUUUUUCUUCCGGAAACUUGCUGAUCUCGACAAAGAUCCAUCGAGUAUAGCCGAUGGAAAGGCUGCCUUUUUACGUGUCCGGAAGUGGACAAGGAAGGUGGACUUGUUUGGGAAGGACUUCAUUUUUGUUCCGGUGAAUUUUAAUCUUCACUGGAGUUUGAUAAUCAUAUGUCAUCCUGGUGAAGUGGCUAAUUGUGCAGAUCUAGACUUAGAUGACUCCACAAAAGUACCAUGCAUAUUACAUAUGGAUUCUAUAAAAGGGAGCCACGCAGGGCUUAAAAAUCUUGUCCAAAGUUACUUGUGCGAGGAGUGGAAGGAAAGGCAUAAGGACACAUCGGAUGAUAUUUCUUCCAGAUUCAUGGAUUUGCGAUUUGUCUCACUUGAGUUGCCACAGCAGGAGAACUCGUAUGACUGUGGCCUCUUUCUGCUGCACUAUUUGGAGCUAUUUCUUGCUGAAGCUCCCCAAAAUUUUAGUCCUUUCAAGAUAUACAAUGCUUCCAACUUUCUUUAUCUAAACUGGUUCCCUCCUGCUGAGGCCUCAUUGAAGCGUACUCUGAUUGAGAAGUUAAUUUUUGAACUCCUUGAAAACCGCUCACGGGAAGUGAUGGAUGAACAGAACCAGUCCUGCGAAAGUCCAGUGGCCGUCAAUAACAAUACUGGCAUCGAGGUUCUCUCUGGGAGAUGCACCCCCUUGAUAGACUGUAACGGGAAUAUGACACAGACGCAAGACGAACAAGGAAUUGAAAUGACUCUGCUUGAAAGAUCUUCCAUGAGGAACGUGCAAGCUGUUGAUGAUUCCGGUAUGGUUCUGAGGGAUUUAUUCGAUGCAGGAGUAAACAACCCAGGAUCGUUACUUGGACAACUACAACAAACAUUCGAGGAACCAGCUUCAUUUUAUCAGGCAACAGAGCAAGUAGAGAUGGAAAGUGGUGAACAGUUUAUGUGUCUGAACUCUGGAGAGGACAACUUUCAACGAAUCACUGGAACUGAAUCUCCGAGAGCAUCUGUCUCGUUCUCUUCAUUGAACCUAACUAUGAUGCCGGCUCAGAAGGAAGGUGAGGCUGAUUCGUUAUCUGAAGCCUCUAAUGAUUCAGAAGAUAUUGGUAUCAUAGAAGACAGCCCUAUGGAAAAUAUUCGUGAAGCAGAAACCGAUGAGAGUCCAUCAAGAGAGACGGUCUCUUUAUUUUCUGCAGCCCUGGGUCCUAGCACUGACCAGAACACUGAGAGUGAAGAACCCGCAUCUACUCACAACGAGCUUGUGGUUGCAUCGAGUCAAGAUGGCCGAGACGAGGAGAAGCAAUUGGAGAAUGGUCUUGGGGUUGGGGACAAGACGAGUGAAGAUCUUAGAAUUGGAGACAAGACAAGUGAAGAUCUUGGAACUGAGAACAGGAUGAGUGAAGAUCUUGCAAUUGAGGGCAAGACUAAUGAAGAUCUUGCAACUGAGGACAAGACCAGUGAAGAUCCUGGGAUUGAGGACAAGACGAGCGAUGAUCUUGUUAUUGGGGCAAAGACGAUUGAAGACGUUGGGGAUGAUUGUGAUGGGAAGGAGAAGGAGCGAAUGGAGGACGAAGAAGAGAAGCGAGCUGCAAAACGGCCGAGGCUAUCUUCCACAGGCGAAGUUGAGGAGAUGGAGAUAAAUUGAUUGUGACAUGUAUUAACUUUGUCUUGGGUCUUUUGAUUAGUUAGAAGGAUUUAAUAUCAACCAACACGUUGUAGGAAAAUGUUUAUAGCGAUGAAAAAUAUAUUUCAUCAGUAUGAUCAAAACCAAAUCACAUUCUCAAUUUUUGUUUGGAUCGGUUUCAACACCCAUAAUUUAUAAAAGGUAGAGCGUUUGUAACUAA